AGUCGGUGUUUAUAUUAUGCGCCGAUGAUUCUAUCAACGAUGAGGCAAUAAUUAUGGGUCCUACUACCACCUAGUGGGAAGAGGGAUGUGCCUGGUGGAAGGUUAUUCAUAACUCUAUCUUUUCUUUUCUUGACUGCAAAAUACACAUUCCAGUACAUACGCUACCAUUCCUCCCCCGCAUUAUCAUUAUCAACAAGCAUACUUCAUACUUCAUAUUGUACUGUACAUACCUCCAGCCCAUGUGGUUGACAUCGCAAUCGCAAUGGUCCUCCUAACCUCCUCCACCGUCUCGGUGAUCAUCUCCUCCGGCAUCAUCUGCACCUUCACCUUCCUCCUCUUCCUGUCCGGCUAUGUCCUCCAGCAACAAUCCGUCCGCAACAUCCAACAUGCCAUCCGCGCACCAGAGCUAUCCCUACCCCGUCACAACGAGGACCAAUCCAUCCUCCUCAACACCCCACCAAACCAGCAACAACAAGAACAGCCCAUAACCCAGCCAAACCAAGACCCCACCCCCGCAGCAGAAGGCACCUACGCCUACCUUCAGCUCCUCACCCGCCCCGACCCAAGCCACAUCUGCAGCGCGAUCCUCUUCUUCCACUCCCUGACCGCAGCAACCGACCCAAGCAACCGCACCCGCAUCCAAGAUCGUCUCUUCAUGUACCCGCGCGAAUGGGACCAGCUGUACACCCCCUCCAACCCCUCCAACCCCUCCAACCCCUCCAGCCCCCCCGAUACCACCGACACCGACCCCAAACACACAACCAUAACCAAAGCCCUAGCCCACCUCCGCACCGCCGCCCUAGCCAACAGCAUCUGGCUCCUCCCCAUCGACACAGGCCACCAAACCACAGACGCCCACCUCCUCCGCCACGGCCAGAUGCAAUUCGUCUCCUACGACAGCGUCCUCUACCUGCAGACCCCGGGCCUCGUCACCUCCGUCCCCAAUCUCGACGCCGUGCUGCUCUCCCACCCGCUCCCCGGCAAGCACGAUCCCGCCCGCCCGGACUCGUACAAUAACCCCGCGUGGAUGGCGGUGCCCUUGCGUCCGGAGAGGGAGAGCGUCUUGCCGGGCGGCGGGGCGUAUCUGGUCACCGUCAAUCGGGUGGGGAGUGUGGGGCAGGUCGAGGCGAGGGGGCAUGUCAUGCGGCGGGAGGUUGGGGGGUUGGUUAGGGGGGUUGUUACGGAGGGUGAUACUGAUGCUGAUACUGGGGCUGGGGAACAGGCCGGGUAUGUGGUCUUUGAGACGGAGGAGGAUGGGAGGGUGAGGUGGGAGGGGAAUGCGUUGUAUGGGGCGUGGAGGCGGGGGGUGGAGGGGGUUUGUCCGGGGGUGGAGUUUGAGGGGUUUUAUGAUUGA
Molecule: messenger RNA, 1354 nt
Organism: Aspergillus fijiensis CBS 313.89
Lineage: Eukaryota; Fungi; Ascomycota; Eurotiomycetes; Eurotiales; Aspergillaceae
Exons: 1
Coding region: 263-1354 (363 amino acids)
Source: RefSeq, a predicted model, not a curated record